GUAGCUCCGAAGGAAGUCUGGCCCAUUGGGCUGCCGCGGCGAUGACUGUGCCGGUGAGCCUGCGGGAGCUGCUGCUGGCUGGGGGCGGCGGCGCGGAGGGGAGCGGCGGGACGGGCGCCCCUGCCCCCGGGGAGGAGGAGGUGUGUGUGGUGGGCAUCUUCGGCAAGACGGCCCUGCAGCUGAGCUCCGAGAAGGCGGCGCUGGUGAGCACCGUGUGCGACCGGCAGGUCUUCCCCCUCUUCCAGCGGGAGAGCGCGGGGCACGGCGGGGCCGAGCCCAGGGAUGGCGGGGAGCCCGCGGCCGGAGAGGGGGAGCCCGCCGCCCAGGACUACAACCUGCUGCAGGCCUACUACAGCCAGGAGAGCAAGGUGCUGUACCUGGUGCUCACCUCCAUCUGCGACACCCCCCAGCUGCUGCAGGCCUGCAGGGACCUCAGCGCCGGGGACGCCAGGGUGCCGGGGCUCGGCCACCCCCCGGGCGCCCCGCUGCCCCAUGCCGAGGCCCAUGAGUUCUGGAAGCACCAGGAGAAGCUGCACUGCCUGAGCCUUCUCUACCUCUUCUCUGUCUGCCACAUCCUGCUGAUGGUGCACCCCACCUGCUCCUUCGACAUCACCUAUGACCGUGUCUUCAGGGCCCUGGAUGGGCUGAGGCAGAAGGUGCUGCCCUCCCUCAAGGCCGCCAUCAAGGACUGCCCGGUUGGCAAGGAGUGGAAGCUCAACUGCAGGCCGUGCCCGCCCCGUCUCCUCUUCCUCUUCCAGCUUAAUGGGGCCUUGAAGGUGGACCCCCCACCAGGCAGGGGGCAAGACCUCUGCGGCCAGCUGGAGAAGCCCCCACCCAAGAAGCAUUCACCUAAGAGGAGGUUGCAGCAUGCCCUGGAGGACCAGAUCUACCGCAUCUUCCGUAAGAGUCGGGUGCUGACCAACCAGAGCAUCAACUGCCUUUUCACUGUGCCUGCUAACCAGGCCUUUGUCUACAUUGUGGCUGGUGGGGCCCAGGAUGGAGAGGACCCGGUGGCCAUGCUGCUGGAGCAGCUCAGGAGCAACUGCACGAUGAAAGAGACCGAUUCCUUGCUGGCACCCACCUUGGCGGGGCCCAGGAGAUAUCAGAUGAUGAGACAUGGCAGGCAGCAGUUGUCCUUCCAUGUUGAGAGUAGCAGUAGCAGCUCCAGCUCCUCUGGGCAGUUGGUGGACUGCACCCUCAAGGAGUUCCUAUGGCAACAUGUAGAGCUGGUGCUCAGCAAGAAAGGCUUUGAUGAUAGUGUGGGGAGAAACCCUCAGCCCUCUCACUUCGAGCUUCCUACAUAUCAGAAGUGGGUUGCUGCAGCUCAGAAAUUGUAUGAAGUGGCUAUUGAGGGGAAAGAUGAUGACCCAGCUUCCCUCACUGGGGAACUGACCUCCAAAAUUAUGGGAAGCAUCAAAGUCUUGGAGGGGUACCUAGAUAUAGACACUAAGUUUUCUGAAAACCGUUGCCAAAAGGCUCUCCCCAUGGCCCACAGUGCCUACCAGUCCAACCUGCCCCACAAUUACACUAUGACAGUUCAUAAGAAUCAGCUGGCACAAGCCUUGCGUGUGUACAGCCAGCAUGCCCGGGGACCAGCCUUUCACAAGUAUGCCAUGCAACUUCAUGAAGACUGUUACAAGUUCUGGAGCAACGGGCAUCAGCUGUGCGAGGAGCGAAGUUUAACUGAUCAGCACUGUGUGCAUAAAUUUCACUUACUCCCAAAAUCAGGGGAAAAACCAGAGCCAGAUAGAAACCCUCCAGUGUUGUAUCACAACAGCCGGGCUCGCUCCACUGGUGCCUGUAACUGUGGGAGGAAACAAGCACCCCGGGAUGAUCCCUUUGAUAUCAAAGCAGCCAAUUAUGACUUCUAUCAGCUGCUGGAAGAGAAAUGUUGUGGGAAACUGGACCACAUCAACUUCCCGAUAUUUCAGCCGAGUACACCUGAUCCAGCACCAGCCAAGGAUGAGACCUCACCUGCCCCUCCAGAAGGAGAAGCUGAGAAACUUAAAGAAAAAGAGCCUCAAACCCAGGGAGAGAGCACCAGCCUGAGCUUAGCCCUUAGUUUGGGUCAAUCGACGGAUAGCCUGGGCACCUACCCAGCUGAUCCUCAAGGUGGAGGAGACAAUGCAGAGGCUCACGGGCAAGCAUCAGAAUCUAAAAGCGAGAAGAGGCCAAGCUUGGUAGAUCGCCAGGCAUCCACUGUUGAGUAUCUUCCUGGCAUGCUCCAUUCUAAUUGCCCUAAGGGCCUUCUUCCCAAAUUCUCUAGCUGGUCACUGGUCAAACUUGGCCCUGCUAAAGCUUAUAACUUCCACACAGGCUUAGACCAACAGGGCUUCAUCCCAGGAACAAACUAUUUAAUGCCUUGGGACAUUGUCAUCAGGACAAGAGCUGAAGAUGAGGGAGAUCUAGACACUAAUUCCUGGCCUGCUCCUAAUAAAGCUGUUCCUGGGAAACGAAGUGCAGUUGUAAUGGGACGAGGAAGGAGGAGAGAUGACAUAGCUCGAGCCUUUGUUGGAUUUGAAUAUGAAGAUGCCCGUGGUCGGAGGUUCAUGUGUUCAGGGCCUGAGAAAGUCAUGAAGGUGAUGGGUGGUGGGCCAAAAGAAUCUGCUAUAAAAGCCCUUAAUUCUGAUAUGCCCUUAUACAUCCUCUCAUCAACUCAGGGACGAGGACUUAAACCAUAUUAUGCUCAGUUUAUAAGACUCUUUGUUGUAGUGCCAGAUGCUCCACUGCAGAUAAUACUGACACCUCAGGUUCAACCAGGGCCUCCGCCUUGCCCUGUAUUUUGCCCUGAGAAACAGGAAAUAACCCUCCCGCCUGAUGGACUGUGGGUGCUUCGAUUCCCUUACGCUUAUGUGACAGAACGUGGACCCUGUUUUCCUCCUAAAGAAAACCAGCAGUUAAUGAGUUAUAAGGUUGUUCGAGGAAUACUAAAAGCCAUUACACAAUAAGAAUUAUUCUGGUACAUUGGUCCUGGUUUAAGGUGACUUGUUUUUUCAAUCCAAAUUAUGGAUUUUGAUUCCUGACUGUUGAUACUUAAACAGUAAUCACUGCUUGGUAUAGUGAAACCACUGCAUGUAAAGUGAAUAGGGUCCAGAUUCAGAAUAAAGUUCUGAGUAUCAAAGUGGAGAAAGGAACAUGACAACAUUCUCUGUUUACCAAUCAGUUUUCAUAUGUAGAAACCGGCGACUUUUAAUUUAUCUUUAUAUGUCUGAGCCUGUGUCCCUACAUGUUUUCAUGAGUCAACUCCUUGUCCCUAAUUACAUAUUUAGGAACUUAUAUUAAAAUUACCCCUGCUUGGAAUCAAGCUGUUACUUGUCAGAUGGAGACAGUGAGAAGAGAAUCUUUUUGUCUCUCUAACCUGCCUUUUUAAAUCAAAAAUAUGGACUCUUAUUGUGUUGUUAGCAGAAACUUUGUAUUUGAGUUUUUAAAAUGUAAUUACAGAUAUCUUUAGUCAUUUUUGGAUUUGUCUUCUCAAUUCCAUCAGAGCCAGGAACCCUGUUCAUUCAGGUCAGACAUAUUAAAA
Messenger RNA from Chrysemys picta bellii (western painted turtle), 3523 nucleotides. RefSeq names its product SMG8 nonsense mediated mRNA decay factor (gene SMG8). The record is from RefSeq and is a predicted model, not a curated record. NCBI's taxonomy places the organism in Eukaryota, Metazoa, Chordata, Testudines, Emydidae. Gene Ontology annotation, biological process: nuclear-transcribed mRNA catabolic process, nonsense-mediated decay.